Molecule: messenger RNA, 1591 nt
Organism: Owenia fusiformis
Lineage: Eukaryota; Metazoa; Annelida; Polychaeta; Sabellida; Oweniidae
Source: the annotation of a GenBank genome assembly
ACCUAAUGAUAUCUGCUUUUACAUGCCAUAUUUGACUGAACUGCACUUGUAUGGAAAUAACAUAAGUGCAUUACCAUUCGAUUACAUGGAUAAUAUUGAGAAAAUACAUGAUUUCUGUAGAAUUGUACCGACACCAGGCAACGUAAGAACAAUUCCAACAUCAAAAGUCACAACAAAAAUAGCAGGAGGAACAACUCUAGCAACACAACAGUCUGUUCAAACAAUACAACAAACUGAUCAAUCGUCACAGAGAUCUGACCAAACAACACAAGGAUCUGACCAAACAACACAAGGAUCAGACCAAACAACACAAGGAUCUGACAAAACAACACAAGUAUCUGACCAAACAACACAAGGAUCUGACCAAACAACACGAGGAUCUGACCAAACAACACAAGGAUCUGACCAAACAACACAACAACCUAACCAAACAUUACAAUUACUUAACAAACUUAAUUCCUUAUCUGAGCAACAACAUAGAGAUCAUGCCUUAAUUGUAAGUUUGGCUUGUGGAAUGUCAGUUUCAAUCCUACUGGUUAUCAUAUUUGUAUUAUACCUCAUAUACAAAGCAAUAGCUAAACAACAUCCAUCAUCUCAGUUAACAAAUGAGGUACCAUGUUAUGAAAAAGAAUCAUACAUGUGAAGAGACUCAAUCCAUCAAGAUACACCUCAAUCUCUGAUGAUUUUGUUGUAGAAAUAUUUGAUUGCAUCAAUAAAUCAAUUUUGAAACAAGAACACAAAUGUGUACAACAUUUCCCCAUCAAUGGGUGAUCCUAUAUACCGCAAAUUUUUCAUCCUGAAUGCAACACUAAUCAGUUGGAAAGAAAUGAUUUGAAGAGAAAAAUCAGUUCCAAGAUUUCCAUACUAAGAAUCAUCCCUGAAAAUUUAAAAUUGAUCCCUCAAACUGUUAACCUGAAAACACAAAGACAAGACUUUACAGACGGAAAAUCCAAAAUGGCUGCCUUAACAUUUACCCAGAAUGCUGAAAAACUAAUUGGUUCUAGAUUUUCAUAUUUUAAAUCAUUCCUUAAAAUGGGUAGACAAGCCUUCACAGACACAAUUUUAGGACGGAAAAGCCAGAAACUUAAAAUUUACGCAGAAUGAGGAAAAAGUAAUAGUUCUAGAUUUUUGUACUGGGAAUAAUUCCUAAAAAUUUGAAGAUGAUCCCUCAAAAAGUUAACCUAAAAAUGCAUAGACAAGACAAUACAGACAAGAUUUUAAGACAGAAAAUCCAAAAUGGCUGCCUUGACAUUUACCCAAAAUGCCGAAAAACUAUAAUCAGAUCUAGAUUUUCAUACUAAAAAUCAUCCCUGAAAAUUUGGAAUAGGGUUUCAGGUCAUGUAGACCACUGUUGCUUGAUUUGUAGCAAAAACAUUGACUUGACGUGCAACAUUGGUGACCUUGAGUCUUUUUUAAUAUCUUAAAAGCAUAUAUUAGUUUCAUUGAUAUUUGUAUAUAAUUGAUGAACAUAGCGAUUUUAGUAUACUCUAUCUAAUAUGUAUACUGAUGUAUAUAAAUAUUUUUGUAUAUUCAGGGGUAUUUACAUGUAUAUUGAUGAACAUAGCAGUUUUAAUAUACUUUGGAACGGGAC